Clupea harengus (Atlantic herring) is the source of this 2036-nucleotide messenger RNA. It is a transcript of the gene atp6v1c1b, whose product is annotated as ATPase H+ transporting V1 subunit C1b. Gene Ontology annotation, molecular function: proton-transporting ATPase activity, rotational mechanism. Bases 221 to 1366 code for a protein of 381 amino acids. The record is from RefSeq and is a predicted model, not a curated record. NCBI's taxonomy places the organism in Eukaryota, Metazoa, Chordata, Actinopteri, Clupeiformes, Clupeidae. The transcript has 13 exons. Gene Ontology annotation, biological process: proton transmembrane transport. Gene Ontology annotation, cellular component: vacuolar proton-transporting V-type ATPase, V1 domain; lysosomal membrane.
CGCGCAGACGUAAUGUUGUUCAUCCGAUCAGCUGACUUUGAAUGUGAUGCUAGUGAAGGUCCUCUGAAACGACAUACUAAUAAUUUUACUAUUAUGCGUUGAAAAUUACAAUCAGUGCUACAUUUUAUCAUACAGUGUACGAUUGUAUCAAAUCCAUCCACCGUAUAGGUUUUCAAUUUCAUCUUGUGGUAGGGCAGGAGAACAGAGGACGCAUACAGCCAUGACUGAGUUCUGGUUGAUUUCGGCCCCCGGCGAUAAAACUUGCCAGCAAACAUGGGACAAGAUGAACAUGGCUACCACACGCACCAACAACAUUUCCACCAACAACAAGUUCAAUAUCCCUGAUCUUAAGGUUGGAACCCUGGAUGUUCUUGUGGGUCUGUCAGAUGAGCUGGCUAAAAUCGACUCUUUUGUGGAAAGUGUUGUGAAAAAGGUGGCGCAGUACAUGGCAGAUGUGCUGGAGGACAGCCGAGACAAAGUCCAAGAGAACCUGCUGGCCAAUGGAGUUGAUUUGAUUACCUACAUAACAAGGUUCCAAUGGGACAUGGCCAAAUACCCAAUCAAACAGUCUUUGAAGAAUAUCUCCGAGAUCGUCACCAAGCAAGUGACUCAGAUCGAUAAUGACUUGAAGGCCAGAGCAUCUGCUUAUAACAACCUGAAAGGCAACCUCCAGAACCUGGAGCGGAAGAAUGCGGGAAGCUUGCUCACCAGGAGUUUGGCUGACAUUGUGAAGAAAGAGGACUUUGUGCUUGACUCAGAAUAUCUUAUUACCAUGUUGGUUGUGGUUCCAAAGAUAAACUAUGCUGACUGGCAGAGAACAUAUGAAAGCCUGGCUGAAAUGGUGGUUCCCCGCUCAACAAAUCUGUUGUUUGAGGAUGGAGAGAGUGGCCUGUUCAGUGUGACCCUCUUCAGAAAGGCGGUAGAUGACUUCAGGCACAAGGCCCGGGAAAAUAAGUUUGGUGUUCGUGACUUCCAGUACAACGAGGAGGAGAUGAAAGCAGAUAAAGAGGAGAUGACCCGCCUCUCCACUGACAAGAAGAAGCAGUUUGGCCCGCUGGUUCGGUGGCUCAAGGUGAACUUCAGUGAGGCAUUCAUAGCCUGGAUCCACAUCAAGGCUCUGCGUGUGUUUGUGGAGUCUGUCUUGAGGUACGGGCUGCCAGUCAACUUCCAGGCCAUGCUCCUUCAGCCCAAUAAGAAGAACAUGAAGAAGCUCAGGGAGGUCCUUAAUGACCUCUACAAACACCUAGACAGCAGUGCGGCCGUUAUAGACGCCGCCAUGGAUAUUCCUGGUCUGAACCUGAGCCAGCAAGAGUACUACCCUUAUGUUUACUACAAGAUCGACUGUAACCUGCUGGAUUUCAAAUAAGAUGUCACUAAACCUCUUUAUGUCAAUGAGAAAGCCUCGUGACAGAUUCCUAAAGCUUUCAUUUAUUUUCUUAUGUCACUUGAAGUUAUCUUUUAUUUCCAGUAUUGUUUUGCUUCCCCUGUCUGGCUCUCCAUCUUCCCUCUCCCAGCUGUGUGUUCCUGCUUCUGUGUAAAUGGGAGCUGCGCGUGCUCACAAGGCCAUACUGCAAUCUCACCGAAGCUGCAAAGCUCUUUUUAUUUUGUAUUAUGUUAUUCCUGUCGGUAUUACAAAGGGUGUCAGUCAACGUAUGUACAUGUACACUGUGUGAAAAUACUGAUCUCUUUGGGGUCCAAGAUCUAUCCUGUGCAAUGACGAAUGAAUUUAAAACCAUUCCUUUACUUGUGUCGAUAAUGAUGUCUUUAAGUGAAACUAUGUGAGUGGGUGGCCCAUUAUAACUGUGGCGUCAGGUAUUUCUUAACUCCCUCGUCGCAGGCUAACAUUAUGUGGUGCAUUUAGUUGUAGUGAUUAGCUCUGAUUGUGAUAUCAAAAAGCAAUAUGUUUUCAUGUGUAUAUUGAGCAUUCUUGUGUUAUAUAUUUUGAGUGUCACAGUAACACUACUGUGACACGAUUUUUUGGGAAAACAAAACAACCCAACAAGUAAGUAAACAAAUAAAUGUAUAUUUAAAAAGGA